Molecule: messenger RNA, 2174 nt
Organism: Physella acuta
Lineage: Eukaryota; Metazoa; Mollusca; Gastropoda; Physidae
Product: sphingomyelin phosphodiesterase
Biological process (GO): sphingomyelin catabolic process; ceramide biosynthetic process
Cellular component (GO): lysosome
Molecular function (GO): acid sphingomyelin phosphodiesterase activity
Source: RefSeq, a predicted model, not a curated record
UUAAAGUGUUUGGUCAAAACUUUUAAGCUUUAAAAACGGCAUCAAAUAGUUCUUUGUAAAAUUUUCACACAUCAAAACCAGUCCAUACGCCAUCUUGUUUCAUGGAUAAGUUUUAUUGUAGGCUUGUCUGUUUUCUGAUUUCUACAUCGUUCCUUUCAUCUUACGCCAAAGAUGUCUUUGAAGAAUUCGGGACUUUAAGACGCGGGAAAUCUAAUCACAUAGCCAAUAGCUCAUUUUUACAAGAAUUACCGCUGGUUGUAGAAGAUGGCGCCCGAGCAGACGAUAAAAUGGAGUCUUACUUACAGCGUCAGCGCAGGGCGGAGCAGCUGGAAAAUAAAAACUGUGAUUUCUGUAUGUCGGUGGUCACGAAGGUUCAGUCUAUGCUGAGGACCAAGACGCCAGUGGAGAUCAUAGUCACAGAGGCGAUCAGAAUGUGCAUUCAGUUCAGCAUUGGAAACGAGCAUGUUUGUAAUCUGAUAGUGCCGCAGUUUCAGGAUGUGGCAUUCUACGUCAUUGGCAAUAUGUCUUUAACGACGGAUCAAGCGUGUGGAAUUGUCAUCGGUGACUCUUGCGGAACUCCAUACUUUCCAGGCGAGAUGUGGAACAUUACAUUACCCAACACACCCAAGCCCCCACCUCAGCCACCCCUUCCCCCAAAACCCCAGUCUCCGACCUUAAGGUUCCUCCACCUGACGGACAUUCACCUGGACAUGAAGUAUGCAGUCGGCGCUGCCGUGCCGUGUGACGAGCAUAUCUGUUGUCGGUCUGACGAGAAUGCGACACACAGCCAAGACCAAAGCUCAGCUUCGGAUUCUUUCAAAGCGGGAAAAUACGGUGACUACAGAAAAUGUGACCUUCCUAAUACUACCCUGGAUUUUUUGUUCAGCCAUCUUAAUUCCAUCCAAGACCAGUUUGAUUACGUCAUCAUGACCGGGGACAUCGCAGCACAUGACGUCUACAGCCAGACGAGAGCAGAGCAACUCUCGCACAUCAUCGCGCUCGACAAGCUCUUCUCGCGAUAUCUGCCCAGCAAGCCCGUCUACUACAGCGUCGGCAACCACGACGGCUGGCCGGAUAACACAUUCCCACCUUAUACACCUGUACCUUACCUGUCCCCAGAUUCCCACCCUGUACACCUGUACCUUACCUGUCCUCAGAUUCUCACUUGUACACCUGUACCUUACCUGUCCCCAGAUUCCCACCUUAUUCUCACCUUGUACACCUGUACCUUACCUGUCCCCAGCUUCCCACCCCCAGGUAUCCCAGGCCACGACUUUGAAUGGAUGUACGGGGCUAUGGCGGAGGCCUGGGGGAAGUGGCUGCCCCAGUCGUCGCUUGAGACAAUUGUCAGAUGUGGCGGCUAUUCCUUCUCACCGUAUCCCGGAUUUAGGAUUAUCUCCAUCAACAACAACUACUGCAACAAAGGCAAUUGGUGGCUGCUACUGAACGCUACAGAUCCCUGCAAUGUCUUAGAGUGGCUGGUACAAGAGCUACAGAGUGCAGAGGUUAAAGGUGAAAAGGUGCACAUGCUGAUGCACCUGCCGCCCGGCAACAGUGUCUGCAUGAAAGCCUGGAGCUGGAACUAUUACAGGAUUGUCAACAGAUACGAGAACACCAUUGUGAAUCAGUUUUAUGGUCACAACCACACGGACUGGUACGAAAUGUUUUAUGAUGACGUCACCUUUCAGCGCCCCCUGGGGGUGGGGUUUGUGGCGCCAAGUGUGACGCCAUAUUCCUACAACAACCCGAACUAUCGCAUCUAUACAAUGGACGGUACUUACAAUGGCAGUUCAUGGGCCGUCCUAGACUACAGCAACUUCUACCUCAACCUGACCGAGGCUAACUUGUACAACACGCCAACAUGGAGGUUCGAAUACUCGCCCAAGCAAGCCUACAACAUGACGGGCCUGUACGCCGCCGACUGGGACCAGCUGCUACAGAGGAUGGAGAAAGACGACACGUUGUUCCAGCUCUUCUACACCUACAACCGGAACUUGUAUCCAGAGACGCCGUGCCAUGGCAACUGUAAAGCUGAUAUCUUUUGUAACCUCAUUGAAGGGAGAUCAUACGACCCUGACCUUUGUCCAAAACAUUUCAAUUUAAAGAACGUGUCAUAAUAACCUUGUUUAUUGUCACGUGAAAUUUCUGUUUUAUGUAAAUUUACACAUUAUUGG